AUGUCUUAUAGUACCGAAAUUGAAGCUAUAGAUAAUUCAAAUGAGAGGAUUAAUUGGAUUGAGGAAGCUAUUUCAAAAAAACAUAUUAAAUUUUAUGAAUAUAAACAUUUUAAGAACAUUAAAGAAAUUGGUUCCGACGGAAUUGGAAAAUUCUAUCGUGCAAAUUGGAAAAAUUUUCGUGAACACUUAGUAUUGAGAUCAUUUUAUAAUUUUAAUAAUAAAAUUAUUAAAGAGAUUGUUUGUGAGUUUAAACUUCAUCGUGAAGUUGAUUUUUAUGAUAAUAUUAUUCGUCUUUAUGGUGUUACAACUAUCACUCAAGAAAAUCAGAAUGAUCAGUUAAAACCAUAUUUAUUAGUAAUGGAAUAUGCUAAUGGUGGUACUCUACAAAACUAUUUAAAGAGAAAUUCGAUUAAACUCACUUGGAAUGAUAAAUUUAACCUGGCACUUCAAUUGGCUUAUGCCGUAUCAUGUUUACAUGAUAAGGGAAUUAUACACCAUGAUUUGCACCCCAAUAGUAUUUUGGUUCGUCGAAAUGUUAUCAAAUUUGCUGAUUUUGGAUUAUCGAAAAGAAUUGAAGAAAUAUCCAAACUUCAAUCAAUAGGGAUAAUUCCUUAUAUUGAUCCAAAAAGAUUUGAUAGACGAAAAAGUAUUGAUAAUAAAGUAAAUCCGUCGUUAGAUAAGAAGAGCAAUGUUUAUAGUGUAGGAAUGAUUUUAUGGGAGAUCUCUAGUGGUAAACCUCCUUUUUAUUCCGAAGACAAUCCAUAUGAUAUCAAUUUAGCUGUAGAAAUUUCACAAGGUCUAAGGGAAAAGAUUGUUCCGGAAACACCUUCCGAUUACGUUAAUCUAUAUACUGAGUGUUGGAAUAGUGAACCAGAUAAUCGUCCAACUAUGAAUCAAGUGGUUGAAAGAUUAAAAUUAAUGAUAUUUGUUUCAAAUCAACCAUCUCAAAUCAUUCAAAAAUUUGAUAAAAUAAAUGUAAAAGAAACAACUAAAUCAUUAAUUUUAUUAGAAGAAAAAUUCAACAAAAUAAUCGAUGAAAUGGUUGAUCUUAUUCUUAAAAACCUAAAUGAAGGAAAAAAUACAGAUAUAGUAAAAAAACUUAUUAUUGAUUAUCUUAAUUAUUAUAAUAUAAAUUUACAAAUAAUUUAUGAUUUACUUAAGGAUAUUCAAAAUAAUUCAAAUUCUAUUUUCUUAUUUGGAUAUUUUAAUUAUUAUGGAAUUACUAUAGAAAAUGAAAAUUAUGAAGAAGCAUUUAAAUCAUUUAUUAUUGCAUCAAAAGAUAAUCAUACAUUAGCACAAUACUAUGUUGGAAGAUGUUAUGAAUUUGGUAUUGGAACUUUAAAAAAUGAAACUUUGGCUUUUGAAUAUUAUAAAAAAACAGUUGAUCAAGAUUUUACAUUAGGAGAAUUUAAGAUUGGUUGUUUUUAUGGUAAAGGAAUAGGUAUUGAAAAAGAUGAAAAACAAUCUGUUUAUUGGUAUAAAAAGGCUGAAAGUAAUGGUCACUUAAUGUCUAUGUAUAAUCUUGGUCUUUAUUAUCUGGAUGAAAAGAGUGCUAAAAGAAACUAUUAUGAAGCCUUCAAAUUAUUUAAAAAAUCUGCUGAAAAAGAGUAUUCAGAUGGAAUAACAAUGUUAGGAUAUUGUUAUGAUAAUGGAUUUGGGACAAAAAUUAAUAAACAAAAAGCAUUUGAAUUAUAUUUAAAAGCUGCAAAUUUAGGAAAUAAUAUAGCACAACAUAAUCUUGCUCGCAUGUAUAUAAAUGGGGAUGGUGUUGAAAAAGAUGAUGAUAAAGCAUUUGAAUUAUUUAAAAAAUCGGCUGAAAGAGAAAAUACGGAUGGAAUAGUAAUGUUGGGAUACUGUUAUAAUGAUGGAAUUGGAACAGAAAUUGAUAAACAAAAAGCGGUUGAUUUGUAUCAAAAAGCAGCAUAUUUAGGGAAUGAUGUGGCUCAAUAUAAUGUUGCACUUUGGUACGAAGAUAUGCAAGAUAUAAAUCAAGCCAUCCAUUGGUAUAAAUUAUCUGCUGAACAAGGAAAUCAAAAAGCACAAAGUAAAUUAGAAGAUUUAGAAUGA
Molecule: messenger RNA, 2067 nt
Organism: Rhizophagus irregularis DAOM 181602=DAOM 197198
Lineage: Eukaryota; Fungi; Glomeromycota; Glomeromycetes; Glomerales; Glomeraceae
Biological process (GO): protein phosphorylation
Molecular function (GO): ATP binding; protein kinase activity; protein binding
Source: RefSeq, a predicted model, not a curated record